UGGCUAGUGAGGCUUGGUCCAGCUCGCUCUCUGUCACAUGACAGAUAAUCCACAGCAGCAGUUCCGCGUUUAUUGCGACAGGCACAGAAGACACAGUGACAGGCUGAAUGGAUACUUAAAGCAGUGUCUAUAUUUAUGGUUUUGUUGGAUCAUUUCCGCUGUGAUCGCCUCGCGGCGUCGUGUUCGCCCUGCUGUGGACCUCUGUGGAAAAACGGAGUGGCGUGGGGACGUUCAGCAACAUGUUCAGCAGGGUCAGGUCGGCCGUGGCCAGUUUAGUAGGCGGCUUUAUGCCCGGCUCAUCCAGCAGCGGAGAGCGAGCGAGCGGCGCGGAUUUGCCUCUGAAGUUCCCCUACGUGAGGCCGGAGUUUCUGGGACUGUCACCGGACGAGGUGGAGUGCUCGGCUGAUCAUGUGGCGCGACCCAUCCUCAUCCUCAAAGAGACGAAGAGGUUACCCUGGGCAACUGGCUACGCAGAGGUGAUCAAUGCUGGGAAAAGUGCUGUGAAUGAGGACCAGGCCUGCUGUGAAGUCAUGGUGGUGAAGAGGAGGCCCACCGGAUCUUCCACUCCCUGUAAACCAUCCAAGAGGAGAUCCUCACUGCCUAAUGGAGAGGGUCACAGCCUUGCUGAAAGCUCAGAGAAAGAGGAGCUGGCCUUCCACUACUGGGCUCUGUUUGAUGGGCAUGCUGGCUCAGGUGCAGCUGUAAUGGCCUCCAGACUGCUCCAUCAGCACAUUGUGGAGCACCUUCAGGAGAUUGUGGAUGUCCUGCGCAACCUGGCAUCACUGCCCCCCACUAUACUGGGAGAUGAUCUGGAUCAUACCAGUACCCCCUGCAUGCCUCGAGCCCUAACACGAGCAUCCUCGCUGCGCAACUCACCCUGUACGUCUACGCCACGCUUUUUCACAGAGAAGAAGAUCCAGCAUGAGAGCCUGGUGAUUGGCGCCCUAGAGAAUGCCUUCAAAUACAUGGAUGCCCAGAUUGAGAGGGAAAAAGCUGUAUAUAAUAUCACGGGUGGAUGCACUGCACUCGUGGUGGUGUUCGUUCUGGGCAAGCUGUACGUGGCCAAUGCAGGGGACAGCAGAGCUAUCAUAAUCAGGAAUGGUGAGAUCAUCCCCAUGUCUGCAGAGUUUACUCCUGAAUCAGAGAGACAGAGACUGCAGUUCCUGGGUUACAUGAAGCCUCAUCUGUUAGGGGGCGAGUUCACACACCUGGAGUUCCCUAGGAGGGUCCAGAGGAAGGAAGUGGGCAAAAAGAUACUGUACCGUGACUUCACCAUGACCGGCUGGGCAUAUAAAACCAUCGAGGACGAGGACCUCAGAUUCCCUUUAAUAUACGGAGAAGGAAAGAAGGCUCGAGUGAUGGCAACAAUCGGCGUGACUCGUGGGCUCGGUGACCAUGAGCUGAAAGUGCAUGACUCCAAUAUCUACAUUAAACCAUUCCUGUCCUGCUUUCCUGAGGUGAGAGUAUAUAACCUGACGCAGUAUGAGCACGGCGCUGAUGAUGUGCUAGUGAUGGCCACCGAUGGCCUGUGGGACGUUCUCUCUAACGAGGAAGUGGCCGAGUAUGUCACUUCUUUCCUCGCCAACUGUGACCCAGAUGACCUGCACAGGUACACAAUGGCAGCACAGGAUGUAGUGAUGCGUGCUCGGGGCGUGCUCAGGGACCGUGGAUGGCGUAUAACAGACGACCGCCUUGGCUCCGGAGAUGACAUUUCUGUUUACAUCAUCCCACUUAUGUAUGGUAACCGACAGCCAUAGAGCAGAGACUACUCUACUGAACCCUUUUCUCUUUCACUCUCUCUCCCUCUCUCUCACACACACUUAAACAUCUUUCCACGCCCUGCGAUACACAGUGUACAGUGUUCCUCUUUGUACUGAAUUUUUUUUUUUAUACAUUUCCUAUUGCCCAUCACUUAGUAGAAAUCCUAGUCAUGUGACUCCAGGACAGGAAUAAUGAGUUCUUUAAUUUUAUUUAUUUUUUUUUUUUUGCAUAGAUAGACAUAUUAUUAAUGUUUUGUUAUUCAGAAGGAAGUAUGGAUGUAUGAGAAAGUGUUUCCAAAUUAGUCAUUCUUUCCUGAUCUUUCUGUCAUUGUUUUCAUUCAUGCCCACUAAAUGUAUUAAUUUAAAGCAAUAUAGUAGGCAUAUUUUAAUGACUGUAAGUUGUAAAAUAGGUCAUCAGAGAAGGCUGAAGUCAACUGUGUUCGUUUUCAGCUUUAAAGCCCUUUCUCUCUCUCUCUCUCUCUCUCUCUCUCAGACACAUGCACUUACAUUAUGAUAUUCUGAGACUUGAUUUGAGAUUGUGGCACUUUUAAGCCUGGAUUAUUUAAAUCAUAGGGAAGGUCAGUUUAUAUUUGGGAGAUUCAUUAUUCACUGUUCAAUCAUGACCAAAAUGCAUAAUAUCUCAGGAUGACAUUGGUGCAUAGACUCUGUGUAUAUAUACUGUCUAAAUGUGCUCAAUACCGUCCAAAAACAAUGCAUUCUGUGUAUAUUGCAGUGUUCGAGACAAUUUGUUAUCACUAUGGUAUAGUCACAAGCAGCAGUUUACACAUUUUGUAAAGUACAUUCACUUGCCACUGUUUAAGGUAACACUACCUUGUAUGUGCACUCAGUGGCCAUUUUAAUGGGAUAAUCUACCAUCAGUAGGUGCAGGUGUAAAUUUACUGACUGUAGCCCAUCUGUUUCUAUGAACCAUUUGCCAGGGACCACAACAGGACCACUACAACCUGACAUUCACAAAAUAAACUCUAUCAUAAAUGCACCUGUAAUAAAAAAAAAAAAGCCUGUAAGUGUAGCUACACAAUAGGUAUAUUGUGUCUCAAUAAACUAACUUAGUAUAGGUCUAAAAUUCAAAAUGUAUUAUUCAUGUUUGCCAAGUCACAUCGAUUGAGGGUGUUCGGUUUGGAUAAUAUAAAUAAAGCAAAGCAUUUAACGCACAUUUUCAGCCAAUCAGAUUUGAGAUCAAUGUUAAGCUGAAUGCUAACCAGCUAUGUGAGAGGGGCUAGUUUAGCUGAAACAUCUGCUGUAAAUGUGAGAGGACCUAAGCAUUUAACCCCACGCCUGUAAUUACAUUCCACUUUCAAUAAUGCCCUUGCAUGGAAAUGUAUUCUGCACAGUAUUGUAAAUACUUUUACAAAUAUUUCAGUUUCAGUAUAUAAUUGCAAUUUCAUUUGGUUAGAAAACGAUAUUUACAUGUAAAAUGCUAUGAGUGUUCUGUUUGCUCCCCAUGGGCUAAACUGCAUGUUUUGUAUGUAUGAAUAAAAAUACAAGUAUGUUAAUCAUAUUAGAAAACUAUGCCACACCAUGCCAACCCUGCAAACGGAAGAACUGUUAAACUCAGGGGUUUUAUGGGGUUAACGGUAUGGAACGUACGAAUGCAAAAACACAUUUGUAAAUGCUGGUUUUUAAUCAGAAGCAUCAAAAUGUUGUACGCCGCGUACGAGGUUCCGCAUCUGCAGCACAGUCUUUUGUGAAGAAAUAUUUCAGCAUGUGCGGAAAAGGCUAGAUGUGUACGCGGUUGAAACGUGGGUAUUUAUAUGACACAAGGUUCCCAAGGAUUUGGUUUGCGUGAAGUGCCAAAUUGAGCAUUACUAGUGUGCGUUUUUAAGUGAGUUUAAGAGACCUUUAUAUGUGAAGUAAAAUAUCUGUCCAUGGAUGUAUUAACUGCUUCCAGACUUCCUUCUUCCUGAUUUUGCUAUAUUUGUACAUUGUUAAAGGACAGUUUUGCAGACUGUAUGGGAUGGGUAUUUAUUUCAUAUGCUGUACAGGAUCAUUAUGCUUAUAAAGAGUGUGGUUUUGAGUAAUUGUUCUCCCAUGUGAAUGUGAAUGUGUGUACAUUUUGUAAUGUUAAUAAGGUGAAAGGAUAUUUUUAAUGUUCAUGGUGAAAUGAAAAUUUCCAUUUCUGUGGGUUUUUUUUUUUUGUUGUUGUUUAUUUGUUUGGUUCCGAAAAUAAAAUUAAAUGAUUAUGGUUUUCUGUUUAAA
Hemibagrus wyckioides is the source of this 3977-nucleotide messenger RNA. RefSeq names its product protein phosphatase 1H-like. Gene Ontology annotation, molecular function: protein serine/threonine phosphatase activity. Lineage: Eukaryota; Metazoa; Chordata; Actinopteri; Siluriformes; Bagridae. Gene Ontology annotation, biological process: protein dephosphorylation. Bases 240 to 1757 code for a protein of 505 amino acids. The record is from RefSeq and is a predicted model, not a curated record. The transcript has 10 exons.